Molecule: messenger RNA, 4799 nt
Organism: Anolis carolinensis (green anole)
Lineage: Eukaryota; Metazoa; Chordata; Lepidosauria; Squamata; Anolidae
Product: vomeronasal type-2 receptor 26
Exons: 6
Coding region: 2030-3358 (442 amino acids)
Biological process (GO): G protein-coupled receptor signaling pathway
Cellular component (GO): plasma membrane
Molecular function (GO): G protein-coupled receptor activity
Source: RefSeq, a predicted model, not a curated record
UGGGUUCCAUGACAGAUUAAUAACUAAAUGGAUAAACAUCCUGAUCUUUUUUGUUGGCAAAUGUGAUCAUCUAUCCACACACAAAGGUUCUAGUAGUUAUCUGGCUUGGGAAAUGGCUGGAGGGAUCCUGGCCAUGGUCCUCUUUCCCAACGGAUUAUGUAAACUGGGACCAUGAAGAGGUGAUUACCAUCAAGUUACAUUUUGAUACAUAUAUUGGAUACAGUUUAUACUCGUCAUCUAGUAGGACUUGACACAAUAUGCAGUACAGUAGAGUCUCACUUAUCCAACAUAAACGGGCCGGCAGAACGUUGGAUAAGUGAAUAUGUUGGAUAAUAAGGAGGGAUUAAGGAUAACCCUAUUAAACAUCAAAUUAAGUUAUCAUUUUACAAAUUAAGCACAAAACAUCAUGUUAGACAACAAAUUUGGCAGAAAAAGUAGUUCAAUACACAGUAAUGCUAUGUAGUAAUUACUGUAUUUAUGAAUUUAGCAGCAAAAUAUCAAUGAAAGCAUUGACUACAAAAAUGCGUUGGAUAAUCCAGAUAGUUGGAUAAGCGAGUGUUGGAUAAGUGAGACUCUACUGUAAUUACUACAUAGCAUUACUGCGCAUGGAACUACUUUUUCUGUCAAAUUUGUUGUAUAAUAUGAUGUUUUGGUGCUUAAUUUGUUUAAUCGGCUUUUCCUGAAUCCCUUCUUUUUAUCCAACAUAGUCACUUAUCCUGCCGGCCUGUUUAUGUUGGAUAAGUGAGAGGCUACUGUAUAUUGAUAAUCUUAUAUUAUCUGCUUAGAAGUGGAUUAUAUGAGGCCCCUUCUUCACAGCUGUAUAAAAUGCACACUGAAGUGGAUUAUAUGGCAGUGUGGAGUCAAGAUAAUCCAGUGCAAAGCAGAUAAUAUAAGAUUAUAAAUGGGUUAUAUAGCUGUGUGGAAGGGCCUUGAGUCUACACUGCCAUAUAAUCCAGUGCAAAUUAGAUAAUCUGUGGAAGAAGCCUAAAUUAGGUCUAAAUCUGCCUGUCCCCUAACUGAACCCUGGCUGUCCCUUUGCUGACAGCCUGGUUGCUAGGCGACCAAGUGGGCAGAGAUUAGCCCUCUAAACUGGCAGCAAUUGGAUAAAAAACAGUUAUUGCUCUCCCUCUAAUUAGGACUUUAUUUUUCUUUUCUUUUUGUUGUAUCAACCUUGAGGCAUGGAUGAUGGGUUGUGUUGUCAAAUUUUGAGGUUGGGGGGCCUGUACUUUUGUUGUUUUGUGAGUCGCCGUGAUGCCAUCACUCUUUUAUAUAUAUAGAUAUUAUAGUUUUGAGGCUGAGAACACAAAGGUUCUAGUAGUUAUCUGGCUUGGGAAAUGGCUGGAGGGAUCCUGGCCAUGGUCCUCUUUCCCAAGGGAUUAUGUAAACUGGGGCCAUGAAGAAGUGACUACCCUCAAGUUACAUUUUGACACAUAUAUUGGAUACAGUUUAUACUCAUCAUCUAGUAGGACUUGACACAAUAUGCAGUAUCUAUAUAUAUAAUAAAAGUGAAAUCGGAGUAUGUAUCAGCGUUUUGAUUGGCCUGGCGGAAUAUGUGCUCGCGUUUUGAUUGGCCUCGCAGAAUAUGGAUCAGCUUUCUAAUUGGCCAGCCGGAAUAUGGGCCAGCUCUGAUUGGCCGCCACUUUCACAGGCCACUGGGAUCGCUGAGGGAAAAACUACUACCAACUGGCUUCGUUCGGCCUACUUCUCUCCUCUCCUUCAACACUCUCCUUCAACAAGCUUCAUCUCUACCUGAGAAAUGUCCAGUUCAACAAUAGCGCUGGUGAUGAGGUGUAUUUUAACCAAAAUGGAGAAUUGAAUACAGGGUAUGAUAUCAUAAAUUGGUGCAUUUUCCCCAACAAGACUCUAACUAAAGUGAACGUUGGAAGGAUGUGGCCUCCAGAUUUAUCAGGACAUGAGUUUUAUAUCAACGAGAGCAUCAUUCACUGGCAUCAUCAUUUCAACCAGACAACGCCUUACGCCCAGUGCAGUGAUGUCUGUGAUCAUGGAUACAUGAAGGUUGGCAGGGAAGAUGGACCAGUUUGUUGUUAUAAUUGCUCCCCUUGCCCAGAAGGGACCAUCUCCAGUAGCACAGCUGUAUCAUUUUCUGAAAAGAGUUUCAUUUAACAACACUGCUGGGGACAUGAUUGCUUUUGACCAAAAUGGAGAAUUUGUAACUGGCUUUGAUAUAAUCAAUUGGGUCUUUUCCCCAAACCAAUCCUUGCAAAAAGUGAAAGUUGGAAGAAUGGAUCCACUUGCUGCCUCAGAGCAAGCAGUCACCAUUAAUGAGAAUGCCAUCACCUGGCAUAGUUGGUUUAACCAGGUGUUGCCCCUGUCUGUGUGUAAUGACCCUUGCCAUCCUGGCUACAGCAAGAAAAGGAUAGAAGGGAAGGCAUUUUGUUGCUAUGAUUGUGCUCGGUGUCCAGAAGGAAAGAUUUCUAACCAGCAAGACACGGCUGAUUGUAUUGAAUGCUCAGAAGAUUAUUAUCCAAACAAAAGGCAAGAUUCAUGCAUUCCCAAGUUCAUCACCUUUCUAUCCUACGGAGAACCUUUAGGCAUCGGCUUAGCCAUUUCUGCUCUUUUCUUUUCUCUAAUAACAGUUUUGGUGUUAGUGACGUUUGUGAAGCACAAAGAUACACCGAUAGUCAUCGCCAACAACCGAAGCCUUACCUACACUCUCCUGCUCUCUCUCCUACUCUGCUUCCUUUGCACUUUGCUCUUUAUUGGCCAGCCCCAGAUGGUGACCUGUCUCCUCCGACAAACUGCUUUUGGAAUCGUCUUCUCAGUGGCCAUCUCUUGCGUGUUGGCCAAAACCAUCAUGGUGGUUUGGGCAUUUGCAGCCACCAAGCCAAGAACCAGGAUGAGAGGAUGGGUAGGAAAAAGCUUGGCCAACUACAUAGUUCUUUCCUGCUCCAUUUUCCAAGCAGGCAUUUGUAUGAUAUGGCUGGUGACUUCUCCGCCAUUUCCACAUUUUGACAUGCAUUUAGAUGUGGAAGAAAUUUUAUUAGAGUGUAACGAAGGGUCAACGUUCACAUUUUACUGUGUUCUUGCCUACCUUGGCUUCCUAGCCCUCCUCAGUUUCUUUGUGGCUUUUCUAGCAAGAAAGCUCCCAGACAGUUUCAAUGAAGCCAAGUUCAUCACUUUCAGCAUGUUGGUGUUUUGCAGUGUUUGGUUGUCUUUUGUCCCCUCUUACCUGAGCACCAAGGGGAAAUACAUGGUGGCUGUGGAGAUCUUCUCCAUAUUAGCCUCCAGUGCUGGGCUGCUGGGUUGCAUCUUCUUCCCCAAAGUCUACAUCAUUGUAGUGAAGCCCGAGCUAAAUAGCAGAGAACAGCUAAGGAAGGUCUUCAAAGGAAAAUGGUGAAAAAAACUAAAGUGCUGCAGGGGAGCUUUCCAAACAUUUCAUGCUGGUAACACACUUUUUAGACAUGCAGCAUUUCGCAACACAGUAAUUCAGCUUUGCUCACAAACCAGGGAUUAAACCCCUUAUAAGAAAUACGGACACAUACAUAAAUUGUAAUAAUGAUAUAUAUGGGGACACAACAUAUCUCAUGAAAACUUUUCAUAUAUAUUUUAAUAUAUAUAUGGUUUUUUCGAAGGCUUUCAUGGCCGGAAUCACUAGCUUGCUGUGAGUUUUCCGGGCCGUAUGGCCAUGUUCCAGAAGCAUUCACAACCUCUGAGGAUGCCUGCCAUAGAAACAACAGGAGUGAAUGCUUCUGGAACAUGGCCAUACAGCCCAGAAUACUCACAGCAACCCACUAUAUAUGGUUUAUUCCUUAUUUCACUUAGACUCAAGAGGUUUUAUCACUGAGGAGAGGCAGGUAAGAAAUAAAAUUAUCAUUAAUAUUAUUAUUAUUCUCGUUACAUUUGCACAGCACACUAACAUGUCACGACACAUAGUUUUGAAAGCUCUGUACUACGGGUUUUAAGUGAAUUGUGACAUAACAAAAUUGCUGGCUAAAAUUAGGACCUCUGAAGAUUAAAUAAUUUUCAACAUAGAAAAGAGUGGAUUAAAUAUUUUGGGGUUACAGCCAGAAGAAUAAUAGCUUGUUAUUUCAAAACAGUUAUAGAAUAGUUUGGAACAAAAUAAAAUGGGGAAAGUUACAUUUUCGGUAGAAUCCCAUUUGGUAAAAUCACAGUAAUAAAAGUAAAUGCUUUAAUGUGCUGUCAAAGGCUUUCAUGGCCAGAAUCACUGGGCUGCUGUGAGUUUUCCGGCCUGUAUGGCUAUGUUCCAGAAGCAUUCUCUCCUGACAUUUUGCCUGCAUCUAUUGCAGGCAUCCUUGGAGGUUGUGAGGUCUGUUGGAAACUAGACAACUGGGGUUUAGAUAUCUGUAGAAUGUCUAGGGUGGAAGAAAGAACUCUUGUCUGCCUGAGGCAAGUGUGAAUGUUGCAAAUUGCCCAUCCUGAUUAGCACUGAAUGGCCUUUCAGCUUCAAAGUCAGGCUGCUUCCUGCCUGCGGGGAUCCUUUGCUGGCCCUGAUUGUUUCUUGUCUGGAAUUCCUCUUUUUUUAUUAAAAAAUUGCUCUUUAUUUACUGUCCUGAUUUUACAGAUUUUUGAAUACGGACUAUGAAAAUGAAUCACACAAGGCCUCCCAAUUAGUUGAACCAGUACAGUACUUUAGAGCUAGUCAUUCUCAACCUGAACACUAGAGGGCAGUAAAACCUUGUAGCUGACUUGUGUCAAAAUUUGAACUUCUGUACUACAAAUCUGACUGUACUUCUGAGAAGUUGUCAGAUUUACACUGAGAAGUAUGUGCAAGAGUCUCUGGGCCAUUAUUUAAACAUAAAAACCGACCAGCUGGGAAA